This is a messenger RNA of Gadus morhua (Atlantic cod), 2658 nucleotides long. Its product is annotated as cholesterol 25-hydroxylase-like protein. Gene Ontology annotation, biological process: lipid biosynthetic process. Lineage: Eukaryota; Metazoa; Chordata; Actinopteri; Gadiformes; Gadidae. The record is from RefSeq and is a predicted model, not a curated record. The coding region runs from base 644 to 1441 and encodes 265 amino acids. Gene Ontology annotation, molecular function: oxidoreductase activity; iron ion binding. The transcript is spliced from 2 exons.
UCUCCUGGUCUCUCUCCUGGUCUCUCCCCUGUUCUCUCUCCUGUUUUCCUCUCGGUUCUCCCACUGCCCUGCGACUCAUGGGUUGAUCCUGGUGUCUCCUUCAAGGGUUAACAAUGAGUCAUUCAGCGGAGAGACGAGUAAUUUCCAGGAAACUGCUUAUGUUAUGGGAAACAGUGGAAAUACCCCCCGGAGCCAUAGGAUUACACUUCACACCGGCUAUUAUCUAUAACUUUGUUAUCUUUCACUCUUUCACUCUUUCACUCACUUACACACCUAACCCCUAACCCUUUUGAAGGAAAUUAGGCCUACUGCGCAAGUGCGCAAAACACACAAAUCUAGCAAAACAAAUAAAUAUAGUUUAUUGGAUGAUGUGUCUAAAAAGUUCGAUCACUUUCUUCCAGAGGUAAGAACUCGUGAUGAUGGUGAAGUUGAGAUGGAGCCGAACACCCCAGCCGGACCGCUGACGGACAGACAGAACGGUAUAGUGUCUUAGAUAACAGAGCAUCACUGGCCGCGUCACACCUCGUCCUAAUUAAUGAUCCUCCUCCAAAACCCGGGGUGAGAAGUAGCGCGCUCGAUCACUUUAUAAACUCAGAACUCAGAACACUCUGGGUGCAACAGCGCUUGUCUCCGUUUCCAAAGGAUGCAGUCCCACGAGGAGGAGGAUGUUGGGCUCGAGGCGGUCCAAGGCGCCCUCCAGCCGAUUUGGGACGCCAUGCUGGGACAUCGGGACGUCCUCACCUCCCCGCUGACGCCCGGGCUCAGCGCUCUCAUCAUCCACCUUGUUCUCUGCGCGCCUUUCUUUCUGCUCGACGUGCUCGCGUGCGUGUGUCCCCACGUGCAUUCGUACCAGAUCUCCAAGAGCACUUCGGGAAAGCGCGUGCUGCGCAAUUGGAGUAUGACCCUCAAGAGGAUACUCGUGAACUACGCGGCGGUGAUCGUGCCGUUCACCGCGGUGCUGCAGUCCCUCACGAGCCCCUGGUUCCCGCUCCUCGCGCCCACCUGCUUGCAGCUCUGCGUCCACGUGGUGCUCUGCGUGCUGCUGUUCGAUCUGCUCUUCUUCGCGUGGCACUGGGCUAUGCACAGGUUCCGAUGGCUGUUCCUCCACGUCCACCUGCACCACCACCGACACCACCCCGUCCCCAUCGCGCUGGCCGCCCAGGACGCCGGCGCCGCCGAGAUGCUGUCGCAGCUGCUGCUGGCGCUGGGCACCGCCCGGCUCCUGGGGCUGCACCCCCUCAGCGAGGCCGCCUUCCACCUGCUCAACAGCUGGCUGGCCGUGGAGGACCACUGCGGCUACCGGUUGCCCUGGGGCCUCCAGGGGCUGCUGCCCCGGCUGGGCGCGGGGGCCCCCCACCACCAGCUCCACCACAGACUGCAGAAGGGCAACUACGCCCCCUACUUCACCAUCUGGGACCGCCUCCUGGGCACGGAGCUCUGACGGCGUUGGCCGCGCCUCAGGGAUGACGGACGGGACGGACGCGGGGGUUUAGCCGCGCUGGUUGGGAAGUCGUUUUACUGAGGAAAACUAUGAAUGAAUGAAUUACUAUGGAGCUUUUAUUUUUAAAAGGGAAUGAAAUUAGGGAGAUGAUUAUGAUUAUUUCAUGGGAUCAUCUUGAAUAGUUAUUUUUUUGUGAAUAAAAUUUAAUAUUUAAUUUAAAGAGAUUGUUCUAGUCUAUCCGACCAACACGUCUCUGUGGUAGAGCCAUGCAUCAUGGAAUGCACGCUAUUGCACGGUUCUCAGCUGAGUCAGUCAGACUCAGUGCUACCGGAAACUCGACUGGAAUGGGAGGAGUCGUCCACACGGGCAAAAACCGAUCUUUUCCCCUCCUUUAUCCUUUGAUGCGUUUCAGCGAUAUCUCCGUAAAGACGGACUCAUAGCACAAGCACUCCUAGCUGUAGCAACGCUCUAGUAAAUAUUCAAGGCCACUCUGUGGCACUGGUUCUCCACCAACUGCGCCUGCGAAAUGUAUACAAACAUACAGUCGAGGAGGAGAAAGCAGUUGUUAAACCUUUUAGAUUGAGCAGAAAUCGAUCUUAUCCACCCUGGGACCUGGUUUCAGAAAAUUGUGUUUUCGGCCACUGAAAACGACGCUCGCCCCAAUCGCACAAGACGUAUGCAUUUUCAUAAAAGAAUAAUUUCUGUGUGGAUGGGGCCUCAGUGAUAGGGUGAGACACUCCUGCCCCCACUACCCCAACCCGGAUCAGCGAUUGAAGAUGAGAUGAGAUUUAUUUUAAAGAAAUAGUUUUAUUCUGGUAUGUUACACUGCUCAUUUAAAAUCAGGUGCGAGUAUGAAAGAUGGUGGAUCACGAUGAACCAUUUCCAGAAGUUAUGUCUAAAUUCAUAAGGAUUGGAAGCCCUAAGUUUGAGUCACUAAGUUUGAGUCACUUAAAUCCUAAGCUAACUCAAGGCUAACGAGAACAAUCACACCUCAAUCACAGAUCUUUAUGUAUUUCUGUUUUCACGAGUAUCUUUCCACUGUCCAAAUGUAUUCAUUCAGAUAGGGGAGCGGAUCUGAAUGAUGAAUGACACUUUAUGAGGCUGCUGUUAGCCACCAGUGCUCACCACACAUGUUUCUGUUUAAAACAAUGAAAUCAUGAGCCCUGAGCAAUCCCCUGACAUUCCUGAGAAUAAACCAAAAGCACAUUCAACUUCAU